Molecule: messenger RNA, 2950 nt
Organism: Bombus huntii
Lineage: Eukaryota; Metazoa; Arthropoda; Insecta; Hymenoptera; Apidae
Exons: 8
Coding region: 481-2349 (622 amino acids)
Cellular component (GO): membrane
Source: RefSeq, a predicted model, not a curated record
CGUGUAUAUAGGUGCGAUAAAUAAGUAAAAGCGAGAAUAUGUAAGUAUGCGUCGUUGGCGGUAUCUGUGGCGAUAUUCUAUGAUACGGUGCGAAGCGGCAGACGAUACUCCGAUAGACGAGAGAAUAUUCGAUUGCAGUGGAUAAGAAAGUUGUGCGGAUGGCUUGAAGAUGGCGAUAGCUACGGUAUCAGUGCUCGACACCGAUAGCUGCUCCGUUUACUAAUCGAUCAUUCCGGGUGUCGGGAGUCCGUGCGAAGUAGAUGCAAGUUGGUGUGCCUAUUUGAGAGGACGCAUACUUCGCAAGGACACUUGUGCUUUAGCACAAGAUGUUAGUUGGAAUUGUGUCGUGAAAAAUGUUGAGGACCAACAACAGCAACUUAUCGGAACGAAACACCGUUUGAGACGUCCAACGAUACCUUCUCCGCUUCGUUGCUGCACCGCUCCAAGUGAUUACGAUUAUGAUGAGAUAACAAACGCAGAAUGAAAUACAGUGGCAGUAACCUUCUUGGUUAUGCAGUUUACGCAUUUAUUCUAUUUUUUAACGUUAUUCAUGCAAAAAGUGGUGUCACCUGCAAAGAUCAACAAGGACGAAUCUAUGAAGAUACUUUUAUAUACAUUCCUGGCCCAGAACCCUGUACACUCUGUGUAUGUGAUAAUGGCAAUCCAAAGUGGUGUAGAACAGUUAUUUGCGAUUAUGGAGAUGCGCUUCAAGUGCAGGAAUAUUGUAAAUCUACUCGGCAUAUCUGUUGCCGAUAUAUUUGCUUGGAUGAUACAGUGUUAUCUAUACCGAAUGACAAAUCCGAUGGGAUUGGUAGCAACACAAACGAUGCUGCCACGAAUUACGAUAUAGGAGUACGAUUUGUUGCUAGUCUUGUAACAGCUAUAUUGUCAUUGUGUCUGUUUUUUUUUUUAGUACACCGUUUUCGCCGAAGAAAGAUACAAGUUUGCGUGGCAGGAAGGCAGAACAGACAGUUAGCAGAGGACCAAAGAAACUUAGGUAGUAUGGGAUAUUUAGAACGAGAUGGAUUGUCGCAUAGUGUUCCUAUGGAUGACAUUCCAUGUGGAGCUAGUUAUCCAUUGUGGAAACCACCAAAUAAUUACUUUCCUCGUGGCGAGGCUCCACCACCUUAUGAAGAAGCAGUAGCAGCAGCGAGAGCGGAACAAGCUCUUUUAUCCAUGAAUCCACAAGCGCUUCCGCAAUUAAAUUUUCCAAACACCUAUUUGCCAAAUACCAAUAGUCGUACAAGUAUAUCGUUAGUAGGAAGCACUCAAAGUGGUAUAAAUCGCAAUUCGUCAACGUUAAUUUGCGACGGCGUCAUAACGGAUCAAAGUGGCUUAAUCUCAACGCCAAGUAGGCCAAUAUCGAAUCCAAACAUAUAUGCUAGCUAUCGGCAGUCUAAUCAAAACGAAACGUUAUCUCCGAGUGUUAGUGUAGGAACUUCUACGACGAGUUUCACAAUGGGAACAAGUACUUACGAAAAUUUACCUACCCCCAUUGGAAUUCCCAACUUCAUUAAUCAGCGUCCUGAUGUAACUGCACAACCUUUAUCCAACUUCACCCAACAACAAUCUACUAUUCCGAAAAGUUAUCAAACGCAUACCACCCUUCCUCGACAAACUGGAGCAUUUACAAUAUCCGCAACCUUACCAAAUUCUAGCGUGACUACUCAUCGUACAAUUCCUAGGACUUUAACAACUCGUACCAGUGCAAAGUUACAAGAUAUUAUAAAUGAUUGCACUCAGAAAGAAUUUUUACGAUUUACGAUAACAGCUGAUAUUACUACGUCGAACAUACCACAUUCGUCGCAACAAAAUGCUGUAACUAAAUUAGAAAAUUCAAGGGAAAAUACAAAUCCAGAAACAUUUCCCGAAGAUGUACAAAUACAGCCUUCUUCUGCAUCUUCCUCAGGAUUGCAACAAAUUGAAAGACAACCAUUGGAUCCUAAAAUGGAACUAAAAUCUCAUGAUUUUAAGCCACCAUUAAAUAUAGCUAAUGGAAUUAAUGAAGAAGGAAGUUUUGAAUCGGUAACAUGCACUUGUAGCAUGCAAGCUCUUUCUACUCUCCACGACGAUACAGAUGAUUACAGAAGCGAAUGUGAAAAUUGUAAAAGCGCAACAGGUUCUCAUUAUUAUUUAGAUAACGAAGAUGAAUUAAUUACGUCUCCGCACGAAACUAUGACGUUACAUAGAAGACCAGAUGAAACAGCUUCAAAUGUUACUCCUCAGUAUUAUAGAACUUCACUCACACUGCCUAUAAGUACCCGUCAACGAACAAGGAGCACUGGCAUUCGUGAAAAUUGGUUCAACCCAAUGCCUCAAAGUUCCACAGAAUCCUCGGAUGAAAAUUGAUUGCAGUUAUGUGUUUCCUGUGCAUCGUAUAACUAUUAAAAUGAUUUAUAUUACACUACCAUUGAUCAAAAUUCAAUAUUAAGGAAGACGAACAAUGUUCAUAUUUUAUUGCGUUGCAGACAACGUUAUAUUGUCGGUAAAUAGUAUUACAUUGCCAAAUUUCAGAGUUACGGUGAAACUUUUUCUAUCUUGUUCACUGUAUAUAAACUAUUCACAUACAUACUCAAACUAUAUAUGACCUAUGGAAAAAAUGAGUCACGUUUUUGCUCUCACGGUUUUUCUUUACAUGUUAUUAAACUUUGAGAGCAAAGUUUAGAUAAUAUAUUUAUUGCAUAGCAAUUUACAAUUCCAAUAUGUUUAAGGACGUAACUACCCAAAGUAUUUUUAACUAUGUUCCAUGCAUAUCAUUUGUUAAAGAUUCAUCAACAGAAUUGAAAAUUGAAUUUUUUUAUCGUUUUAUUACAGAAUUCCUUUAUUGUUUUGUCAUGAACAGUAUGAUAUAUAUAUUUCGAGAAACUGGAUAACGCAAUAAAAUAUAAAGAACAGAUUAGUUCAUAUUAUACUCAUUGUUACAUAUACAUAUACUUUUUUUAUUUGUUUA